GCAUUAUACGAUAUAUUUAUUCCCUGUACUCCCAUCACGCUGAUGAUGCCAUAUUGUCAAUAAACUGGAACUAUUCAAAUACAAUCACAUAAUCAUUACCUAUUGAAAUAUGGGGCAGAAAAUGAGAGUCAGAUGUGGCGUUGCCGGCUGGCGGAUGGCGUUACCAAAUACUCCCUAGCAAUUCAACUUAUCAAUGGGUCGGGGAAACUCCACAAUUCGCCUUUUUGGAGAAGCGAUGUGGUAGAGUCAUCACUCUGGGGAUUUGCACAUGUCGUGUCUUUUUUUUUACUGUGGAUCUGGGGAUGGAAUGCGGAGUCUGCUUUCCGUUUCUUCCACGGCACAAGGCACUUGCUGGGCAUAUAAUUAUCAAAUAUAUGGAGUAAUAAAGAUAGAUGAAACAAUGCAGGG
This is a messenger RNA of Aspergillus wentii DTO 134E9, 408 nucleotides long. RefSeq lists its product as uncharacterized. Bases 133 to 363 code for a protein of 76 amino acids. The transcript is spliced from 2 exons. The record is from RefSeq and is a predicted model, not a curated record. NCBI's taxonomy places the organism in Eukaryota, Fungi, Ascomycota, Eurotiomycetes, Eurotiales, Aspergillaceae.